AUGGCCGAUGACGCUGGUGUGGCUGAUGAAGCCCCCAUCACUUUCACAGUCAAGUCAUCCACCGAUGCCAAGUACACGUUGACUCUCCCACUCUCAACUCUGGUCUCCGAUCUCAAGCAAAAGCUCUCGAGCUCGGAAUAUGCGGAUACUCCAGCUGAUCGUCAACGCCUGAUCUAUUCUGGUCGGGUAUUGAAGGAUACUGAAACUCUGGAUACCUAUAAGAUCAAGGACGGCCACACUAUUCAUCUUGUUAAGAGUGCUGCAAGCAACCAACAACGAUCCAACACAUCCGGCCAGUCUUCCUCGGCAACGGCGUCCGCCGGCACCACACCAAGCCAACCUGCUGCCGCCGCCGGUGUGCCUGCCAAUCUCGCUGCUGGUACUGGUAACAACCCUUUGGCUGGGUUGACCGGGGCUCGAUACGCUGGGUUUGCCCAGUUACCGGGUGCGGGCCUCUUUGGUCCUGAUGGCGGGAUGGGCCCACCUCCGGAUAGCGAACAGAUGCUUAACAUGCUUGAGAAUCCUCAAUUUCAAUCGACUAUCAACGAAGCUCUCCAAAACCCCGCCAUGAUUGAUAUGAUGAUUCAACAGAACCCCAUGCUUCGGGAUAUGGGGCCUGGAGUGCGACAGAUGAUGCAGAGUCCUGAAUUUCGUCGUAUGUUGACAGAUCCCAGCUCAAUCCGUAAUAUGAUGCAGAUGCAGCGGGCGAUGGGAAUGGGUGGAGGUGGUAUGGGUGGUGACGAAGGUGCCUUUCCGGCCCCAGGUGUGACCAACACCACACCUGAAGACAAUCAAAACGCACAGCAGCAAGGUGCCCAGGCCAAUCCAUUUGCUGCGCUGGGUAUGGGCAUGGGCCAGAACCCUAUGGGUCAGAAUCCAAUGGGGAACCCAUUCGCUGCUCUCUUCGGGGGCAACCCCGGGGCCAACCCAUUUGCUCCUCCCGCGCAACCGGCUGCCGCUGGAACAACAGGCAAUGACCAGGCUGAGGGUGCACAAGAUACUACAGAACGAUCCGCCACUGGAGAGACACCCAAUGCUCAGGCAGCUCAGAACCCAUUUGCAUCUUUGCUCAAUCCUUCCCUUUUCAAUCCUUCCGCCCAGGGCCAAGGACAGGCAGGCGUCAAUCCCUUUAACCCACAACAAAAUCCAUUCCUUCGCGAUCCAGCUCUCAUGGCCCAGAUGAUGCAGGCAAUGGGUGGACAAGGUGGGGAAGGAGGGGCUGGUGCAAACCCUAUGGCAGCCUUAUUUGGAGGUGGUGGUGGCUUGGGUGGUUUUGGCUCCCCAGCUCCACCUGACAAUCGGCCUCCAGAGGAGGUAUAUGCUGAUCAACUUCGCCAACUGAACGACAUGGGAUUCUACGAGUUUGAGCGAAACAUCCAGGCUUUACGACGAUCCGGUGGCAGUGUGCAAGGAGCUGUAGAGUACCUAUUGACCCAGCCGUCAUAG
Penicillium angulare is the source of this 1446-nucleotide messenger RNA. Its product is annotated as ubiquitin domain-containing protein DSK2. The transcript is spliced from 2 exons. The record is from RefSeq and is a predicted model, not a curated record. Gene Ontology annotation, molecular function: polyubiquitin modification-dependent protein binding. Gene Ontology annotation, biological process: ubiquitin-dependent protein catabolic process. Lineage: Eukaryota; Fungi; Ascomycota; Eurotiomycetes; Eurotiales; Aspergillaceae. Gene Ontology annotation, cellular component: cytosol. The coding region runs from base 1 to 1446 and encodes 481 amino acids.